CGCUCCUUGCACGAAAACCUAUAUGUUCUUCAGUUAAUUACACGUAGACAAAGGGUAAAUUGCGCUGUCGUGGAUAUGGUUAGAAUGGAGCGCGCAGCACAUUAGUGUUGCAACCGCUCAAUAAUACACUUUUUGUGGACACUAAAUUUAUGCAACUAGGGCUCUACAUUGGCCGUAUCGGGAAUCGAACCUGAAACUAAUCCUCAAAUAUUUCGGCCGUCUUUGCGAGUUUAUUUACCAGGAUUGUCUAAUUAGACAUUUUACUGUAAUAUGAAACUCUCUGAAGAAAAUCUUAAUCUAUUUGUAACCUUUCUGACAGGAGGAAGACGAUUUUCGUCAUUUUCAGCUUCUCUGUUUUUCUUCUCAGAUUGUAAAUUUGAACCGUGCGACUUGCUAUGGUCUUAGUUUCGCGUAACAUCGCACUGAAACGGAACGCUGUGCGUCCGUCUGGGUGUGCUGAAUCUUCUAUGAGGCUAUAUUUAGCAAAGGGAGUUUUGGUUUUUACUGAAACGGAAAAGAAUAGCAAAUGAUUGUUGACAAUUUGUGUGGAACAGGGGAAAUCGAGCUGGCUUUCCUACUUUCAAAUAAAACUAACAAUCUGAACGUUUUCACUCAUUUGGAGUUGAAAAACAGUAUAAAUGAUGAAAACUAUGGAUGUCCCAAUUGAGCGAAAGCUCAGUUUAAUGGAGGAAAUGCUCGUCGAUUCAAUCAAUAAGUACGAUUAUCGAUCCAGUAAUGCCCCUCCUACAUUGCCUCGGCGACCGACUUCGAAAGGAAGGCUUCCUUCAGCAAUCAGAACAGGAAAUGUUUUACAGACACAGAUUAAUCUUAAUAAUGGCAAAGAUCAGAGCCGAUCCGCGUCUUCAAAUUUGUUUUCCAAGAAGAUUCCUGAUGAAAAGACAGCAAAUUCUGUACCAGGUGAUAGAAAUCAUUGCUAUGCAGAGGUUAAUAGAAACUAUGUCAAAUCUAUUAAUAGUGUAAGGGCUGGAAGCAAUCGUGAAUCUGAUCUGGAGACGGUUUGCAAUGGCAAUACUCCAAAUAAAAGUGGGCUUAAGACGGCCAAUGAGGGAAGUUCUACUGAAUCACCAUACAAUAAAAAUGAAGAUUCAUCAGAGCGUUCUGGUGAAAGUGAUGGUUCAGAUGCUGGUGAUUUGUCCACCGUAUCUGCAGAUGACCAUGGAGACCGCAAAUGGGUAGAGGACAUGUCUGGCAUACAAAAGAAAUCUCGUGUUUGGUGCACGCUUUCAGAAAAUGACUGGAAAUUAGGGGCGAUCCAAUCAAGCAAUGAGACUGAAUCUGAUGUUCUCCUUUUAGAUGGCAACAUUGUCAAGAUAUCAACUGACAAGUUAUUACCUGCAAAUCCAGACAUUCUUGAAGGUGUGGAUGAUUUGAUACAAUUGAGUUACUUGAAUGAGCCAUCAGUCCUGCAUAAUCUUCAAUACCGAUAUGCUCAAGAUAUGAUUUAUACUAAGGCAGGACCAGUUUUGGUUGCUAUAAAUCCAUUCAAAGAUGUCUGUCUCUAUGGGAAGGAGUUUAUCAGGGACUACAGACUGAAAGUUACUGAGAAUCCACAUGUAUACAUGAUGGCAGAUGCUGCCUUUGGAGCAAUGGUGAGGGAUGGCGUAAAUCAGUCUAUUAUUAUAAGUGGUGAAAGUGGUGCAGGGAAAACAGAAACAGCAAAAAUAGCAAUGCAGUAUCUGGCAGCUCUUGGAGGUGGUAAUGGAAUAGAGGAUGAAAUUUUACAGACAAAUCCAAUACUUGAAGCAUUUGGCAAUGCAAAAACAUCAAGAAAUGAUAAUUCGAGUCGAUUUGGCAAGCUAAUUGACAUCCAUUUUGGUAAUUCUGGAAAAAUUUGCGGUGCAAAGAUUCAAACCUACUUGCUUGAAAAGUCAAGAGUUGUGCAACAGUCUCAAGGCGAACGGUCGUAUCAUAUAUUUUACCAGCUUUGUGCUGGGGCUUCACCUGAUUUGCGAGAGCAAUUGAAUUUAAAGCCAGCUGAGGAGUAUUCGUACCUGAACCAGAGUAACUGUCUGACAAUUGAUGAAGUUGAUGAUGCACAGAGGUUUAAGAGUAUUCUUGAAGCUUUGAAUGUUGUCCAGAUCAGUAUAGAUGAUCAGAAAAAUAUGUUUGCAAUGCUUGCAGCAGUAUUAUGGUUGGGAAAUGUCAAAUUUUCUGUGAUUGAUAAUGAAAAUCAUGUGGAAGUUGAGAAUUCUGAAGGAGUUAAAAAUGCCGCAACAUUGCUAGGUUGUAAUGUUUUAGAGCUCAUGAAAGCAUUAUCUACCCGCAAGAUUCGUGCUGGAAAUGAGAAUAUUGAGCAAAAGCUAACUUUGUCUCAGGCAGUAGAUACACGAGAUGCAUUGGCAAAGGCAAUCUAUGCAAGUUUGUUUGACUGGCUGGUAGAACAUAUUAACAAGUCACUGGAAGCAGGCAAACGCCGUACAGGCAGAUCCAUCAGUAUCCUGGAUAUUUAUGGCUUUGAGUCUUUUAAAAGGAAUAGUUUUGAGCAGCUCUGCAUAAAUUAUGCAAACGAAAGGCUUCAGCAACAUUUCAAUCGCCAUCUAUUCAAGCUAGAACAAGAGGAAUAUAGCCUGGAUGGCAUUGACUGGACAAGAGUGGAAUUUGAAGACAACCAGGAGUGUUUAGAUCUUAUUGAAAAGAGACCAUUAGGUUUACUUUCCUUGUUGGAUGAGGAGUGCACAUUCCCCAAGGGAACUGAUUUAACUUUGGCUAAUAAACUUAAGCAGCAUUUAAAUGGGAACUCUUGCUUCAAAGGAGAAAGAGGCAGUGCAUUCGGUGUCUGCCAUUAUGCUGGGGAGGUUGUAUAUGAUACAACUACGUUUUUGGAAAAAAAUAGAGACUUGCUGCAUUCUGAUUUGAUUCAGCUUAUGUCUUCAUGCACUGGUCUGCCACAAUUAUUUGCAGCCAAUUUCAGUAAAGGACCACAAAUUCUAACUCCUAGAGGUCGAGCAAAUGGUGCCGACUCUCAGAGACAAAGUGUUGCAACCAAAUUUAAGGGACAACUUUUCAAGCUGAUGCAAAGACUGGAAAAUACUUCACCUCAUUUCAUUCGAUGCAUCAAGCCAAACAAACUGCAACUUCCUGGUGUCUAUGAGCAAGGACUUGUCUUACAGCAGUUGCGCUGCUGUGGAGUAUUGGAAGUAGUACGAAUAUCCCGUUCAGGUUAUCCCACUCGAAUGUCACACCAGCAAUUUGCAAAAAGAUAUGGGUUUCUGUUGCCACCUAACGUUGCUGCUCAAGAGGUACUUAGUGUCUCUGUGGCAAUCCUUCACCAGUUCAAUAUCUUGCCUGAGAUGUACCAAGUUGGUUUCACAAAGUUAUUUUUCCGGACAGGACAGAUUGGCAAACUGGAAGACACACGUACUCGAACUCUUAAUGGCAUUCUUGGAGUUCAAAAAGUUUUCAGGGGAUAUAGAGCUCGUUGCCAAUUUAAAGAACUCAAAAGAGGAAUUGUAUUCUUGCAAUCAUUUAUACGAGGUGCACAAUCAAGAAAACAAUAUGAAUUAUUGAUGGAGAGACGCAAGGCAGUUAUCACAAUACAAAAGGAAUUAAGGUCCAUGACAGCUAGAAGGAAAUAUUUAACUACUCGAAAAAUGGUGAUUCUUGUUCAAGCAGUAUUGCGUGGCUGGCUUGCAAGAAGACAAAUACAAAUAAUGCGACAACAAUUGCAUGAAGAAGCCUUUUCUUUAAAAGUUGAUGUGGAGAAACCUGUUGCUGAUCUCAUCUUUGACAGAAAUUAUGAAGUCAUUGACAAGGAGUUGCAACUGGUGGAAAGGGCUAAUAGCUUGCCAAAGACAAAUAGAAGGUUAUCCAUGCAGGGGUCAAAGCAUUCCCACAAGUCUGAAUGGCUUUUGUGUGAGAAGGAUUCUGAAGUCGAAGGCACAAUCAAGGUUCAAGUAUCAUACCUUGCAGAGCUUCAAAGGCGUGUUCAUGAAGCAGAGAUGUCUUUGAGAGAGAAGGAAGAUGCUAAUGCUCUCUUGCAACAAAGGUUACAGCAGUAUGAAGCUAGAUGGUCGGAGUAUGAGGUCAAAAUGACUUCUAUGGAGGACAUGUGGCAGAAACAGAUGAGAUCAUUACAACUGAGCCUUGUUGCAGCUAAGAAAAGUCUUGUCGAGGAUUCUUUGAUUCCGCCGACAAAACAGGGUGAUGUCAUAAGUAAUCAGAUGACAGUUUCACAGAAUCAUGUAGUUAAAUCCACUUUGCCGCCUGAUGAUGAUGAAUUUGAUUGGGAUGAAGCUGCUUCAAUCGGAACGAAGACACCUGAUUAUAAGUUUCCCACUCAUAAUUUUGAUAAUGGGCUGGCAAGGGAACUGGAUGCAGGGAGGUCUGUUGUUGGCCACAUGGUUAAGGAGUUUGAGCAUAGAACUCAAGUUUUUAACGAUGAUGCUAACUUUUUGGUGGAGGUGAAGUCUGGUCAGGCAGAAGCAAAUCUUAACCCUGAUGAAGAACUUAGGAAGCUGAAACAGAGAUUUGAUGUCUGGAAAAAGGAUUAUAAAUUUCGAUUACGUGAGACAAAGGGAAUUCUACACAAGAUUGGAGGUGUAGAUUCAGUUGUGGAAAAGACGAAGAAAAAAUGGUGGGGAAAGAAGAGUAGCUAACAAUGUUUAUAUUCUUUGGCAUCAUGCAAAGGAAUCUGGCAUUAAUUAUUUUAUCUUAUGCUUUGUUCUCUGUGGCAUCAUGCAAAGGAAUCUGGCAUUAAUUAUUUUAUCUUAUGCUUUGUUCUCUGUACAUACCCUAGCCUUGGUAUAUAUCAUUUACUUGCUUGGCCUCUGACCUGAAAAGUGGCUUAAAUUUAACUCUCUAGUGCAUAAUCAGGAUGAAUGCCAAGUGACAGAAAAUGAUGUACAUAAAGGCUUCCGUCCAGAGUAAUUUGAUGAGCUUUGAUACAGAUCUGAGAAUCAUAUAGCAGCAGGUGUAAGUCUCGACCCUCAAUCCAUUUUAUCAGGAUGAACUUCAGCUUUAAAGCAUAAGCAGAAGGUGAUAUUGUAAAAGUUUGAAAGCGAGAUCUGAAGUCUUGCAAUUUUGUAAAACCUGAAGUUUGAAGGCGAGAUCAGGUUCAUGGUCAUGAGCUAUGUAUUAUGCAUAUAUUGGAGAGUGCUGCUUUCUCUAGCAUUUGGGUUUUGCUGCCUUUGUAGGCAUUUCUAAAUUUUGAUGACGCCUGGCAUUGAACCAUUAAAGGAAUGCUGGCGGUUGUUCCAUGAAACAUUCUUUGUUCUCCUAGUCUAGGCUAAAGAACAGUUUACAGAUAUGUACGAGAGUUGUAAUUUAUAAGCACAAUGAUGUGCAUAUUCCUUUAA
This is a messenger RNA of Cryptomeria japonica (Japanese cedar), 5315 nucleotides long. Its product is annotated as myosin-3. The transcript is spliced from 25 exons. Bases 639 to 4616 code for a protein of 1325 amino acids. Gene Ontology annotation, cellular component: myosin complex; vesicle; cytoplasm. Gene Ontology annotation, biological process: vesicle transport along actin filament; actin filament organization. Gene Ontology annotation, molecular function: ATP binding; actin filament binding; microfilament motor activity. NCBI's taxonomy places the organism in Eukaryota, Viridiplantae, Streptophyta, Pinopsida, Cupressales, Cupressaceae. The record is from RefSeq and is a predicted model, not a curated record.